GGUUUGGUUAAUGCUAGACACGAGAAGGAAUAUUAAAUAAUAAAAGUAUCAGCAAAUCGAUUUUAUUUAAUCUUUUAGGAUUUCGUUAGCGAUCUGGCGCAGGCGUACCAUAGCGACGGCUUGGUUGCUAGGGGGUGCGGCGGCCCGCUUUCGACCGAAGAACAGAGGCGGAGUGAUCGUGGAAUUUGGGCGCACAGCGGUUAGCUGCGGAACAGAAAGCGGAACCGAGGCGAAAUUAGCUGCGUAAUUUAUCCACGUUCGUGAGGAGAAUAACCCUCUGAAAAACAAACAGUAAUAAUGGCUGAUCAGCUAACUGAGGAGCAGAUUGCUGAAUUCAAGGAGGCAUUUUCACUAUUUGAUAAAGAUGGUGAUGGCACCAUUACCACCAAAGAGUUGGGGACGGUGAUGCGCUCUCUCGGGCAAAACCCGACAGAGGCCGAGCUCCAGGACAUGAUCAAUGAAGUUGAUGCUGAUGGUAACGGGACGAUUGAUUUUCCGGAGUUUCUCACCAUGAUGGCCAGGAAGAUGAAGGACACGGACAGCGAGGAGGAAAUCAGAGAAGCCUUCCGGGUUUUUGACAAGGAUGGAAACGGCUACAUCAGUGCUGCAGAGCUGCGUCAUGUUAUGACGAACCUGGGAGAAAAGUUGACUGAUGAGGAGGUAGAUGAGAUGAUCCGGGAGGCAGAUAUCGAUGGGGACGGCCAGGUCAACUAUGAAGAGUUUGUCCAGAUGAUGACCGCAAAGUAAAACUGGAAACCCAAAGGAUUACAGCAGACCAAACAGUGGGCAGUACACUCACUGUCAACCUUCAACAAGCAUUCACACUGUCCUCCUCCUGCUUCCCAUUACUUAGUUUUCACUCCUCCCUUUUCCUCUUUCCUUCAGUUCCUCUCUUCUCCUCUGCCUGUUUUCCCUCCCCUCCUUCAACUUUUCCUCGUCUUCUCAUUAUUCCAUCAAAAUCAAAGAACUGUUUACAUAUAAUCUAAGAUUUAAAAAAAAAAAAACUUAAAUAUAUGAUGUAAUACAUGUAUCAAUAUUUGAAGUUAUCUAACAUUAUGGCGAACAGCAAAUGCAUGCUUUAUUUGGUUUUGGCAUGUUUCUGUGCUUCUCUGCUUGCCUUGAUUUUCAAACUUGCUCGCUCUCCUUUAACUCUGCAUGUUUCUCAUGCAACCUCUGCUCAGUGGUCUUAGAACUGUAUGGUGACCAACCAUUCAUGGAUAUCAGGGGCUUUUAAUGAGAAAUGGUCCAAAAAAUCGACAUGUAGUGUUAGUCAAGUAGCUGCAGUUUAGUGUAAUUGAGUCCGUAGUAACGAGACAGACUAGAUACUGAACUUUUACGGGGGGGGGGGGAAGGAAUCACAAAAAGGUAGAUUUGGCUGAGGGUAGCCCAGGCAUGAAUAGGGGAGCAAUAUUUUGCAAGUAAUUGUACUACUGCACACCUUUUAGGAAAGGAAAAAGGCAGACACUAAGACAGGGUUUUAGUCUUAAAUACAAGCUUGUGGUUGGUCCGGUCCCAAGUAAAUGCCAUGAUCUGUUCUCGGCUAGAGAUAUCUGAGGGCUCGUGUUGGAAAACUUCCCAGAUGUCCGACAUGUUUUUCUUCCUAUAUAGAUUGAAUUUAGUUGUUUUGAGCGGUUGCUGUGUGUAGGUUUCAUAUUGACGAUGUAAAAACUUCCAUGUGAACGUAUGGUCUUUAGAUUUUUAUGCUGCACUCCGUCAAUCCAUUCACGUCAUACAGCUUAUUCAGUGGACCGUUUCUGGGUUGGGAAUAAACACACUUAAGCUGUGUACAACAUUCUUCCUGCAAGGUAUUGGCGACUGUGCUUUGGUGUACUUGUAGAAAACUUUGAUUAUGGAAAUCUAGACUCUUGGUGGGGAAGGUAGCGAGGGUCAUGAUGUUCAAAGGCAGGAUUGGAUUGAAUUGCCCGCUAACAAGUUUUGUCACUGUGUGUCAUUUGGAGAUUGAGUCCGUGUAGCACCUGUUUAACACUUGUCCCGUUGAUGAUGAGCAAAACUAUUAAGCCAAGUUGAUUAUGGAGGCUGGUGCAUGGACAAAACCUGCAGGAAGGGUGAUGCACUGUGCUUAAAAUGAUGCAUCCUCGACAGCGACAAUCCGUCUUUUCUACUGUUAUGAAUGUAUUUUUUUAAAUGUAAUUAACUGUUUAUUCUAAGGGCUGGUUUCCCAGAAUAAGCCUAACCUUGGACUAAAAAGGCGUUUCAGUGCAGAAUCACUGGCUUAGGCUAAGUUUGGGCUUUAUGCCUGGAAACGACACCCUUCCUUCCUUUCCUGCUCAUAAUCAUCAUUUAGGGAACAUUUUAAAGUUAUGCGUUCCAUUGCAGAACUGUUAUUCUUGCUAAAUAAACUUCUGGGACUUGUGUUUCUA
Molecule: messenger RNA, 2381 nt
Organism: Neoarius graeffei (lesser salmon catfish)
Lineage: Eukaryota; Metazoa; Chordata; Actinopteri; Siluriformes; Ariidae
Gene: calm3b
Product: calmodulin 3b (phosphorylase kinase, delta)
Exons: 6
Coding region: 298-747 (149 amino acids)
Molecular function (GO): calcium ion binding
Source: RefSeq, a predicted model, not a curated record